This is a messenger RNA of Leptinotarsa decemlineata (Colorado potato beetle), 5655 nucleotides long. RefSeq names its product Ran-binding protein M (gene RanBPM). Lineage: Eukaryota; Metazoa; Arthropoda; Insecta; Coleoptera; Chrysomelidae. The record is from RefSeq and is a predicted model, not a curated record. Gene Ontology annotation, molecular function: protein binding.
AUUGUCAUGCCUGUCAUCAUUAAAACAUCCCAAGGACUUGCGCAUUGGCUGUUAGCUUAGAUGAACUGAGUGCGAGGGGGUAGGGAAAGGGUUUAGAAAUGGCCGUCGUGAAUAGUGGUCGGAGUGUGAUGGAUCUGCAAUUUAAUAUUGACAAUGGUCCAGUUGACCGUUUAACUAGACUUUAUCCAGCUGUAAAUGAAGACAAAACUCCUCUUCCCAGAACGUGGAGCCCCAAACACAAAUUCAACUUUAUUGGAUUGUCCCAGAACAAUUUGCGUGUGCACUAUAAAGGACACGGUAAAACACACAGAGAUGCAGCCAGCGUCCAAGCUACAUACCCGAUACCGGAAACUUGUGGGCUCUACUACUUCGAAGUCAAGAUUGUCAGCAAAGGAAGAGAUGGAUACAUGGGUAUUGGCUUAUCCACGCAUGGUGUUAGCCUGAAUAGAUUACCAGGGUGGGACAAAAACUCGUAUGGUUAUCACGGGGACGAUGGGCAUUCGUUUUGUUCCUCCGGCACUGGACAGCCUUACGGACCGACGUUUACAACAGGAGAUGUCAUAGGUUGUGGAUUGAAUUUAAUAGACAACACUUGCUUUUACACCAAAAACGGACAUCAUCUUGGUACUGCCUUCAGAGAUCUACCUCCAAACUUAUACCCCACAGUCGGUCUACAAACUCCAGGUGAAGUAGUAGACACCAAUUUUGGACAGGAGCCAUUUAUUUUCGACAUCGAUGACAUGAUGAAGGAAUUACGGACUCGUACGUUACUUGAAAUUAACGAAUUUCCUGUUCCCGGAAGUCACGGGGAAUGGCAGGCCAUAUUAAACAAAGUGGUAUCCACAUACCUAGUACACCACGGUUUCUCUAAUACAGCAGAAGCUUUUGCUCACGUAACCGAACAGUCAAUCAAUGAAGAUAUAGGAUCUAUGAAAAAUCGUCAAACAAUUAUAAAGUUAGUCUUAGCCGGUAGGAUGGGCGAAGCAAUAGAAAAGACCAGCCGUUUGUACCCUGGCCUCUUAGAAAAUAAUCAAGAUUUGCUGUUCAUGCUCAAGUGUCGUCAGUUUGUCGAGAUGGUCAAUGGUUCAGAUAUAGAAAUCAGCCACAAGAAACCCGUAGGAAAUUUCAAUGCCUCUCCUAGACCAAGUAGCCCUAUCCAGAUGUCUGUGAUACAGUCCACGAAAAACUUGAAAGGCAAACAGACGGUAGAGGAAAUGAAUCGUACCAACACUGCUCGAAACGGUACCAAUUGCACCUCUGACAUGCCCAUUAUCGUUUCCGACGACUGCGAUGUAGAAAUGGACACCGACGAGGUUCAAAAUGGCCACGGGGAUUCCUGUAUAAACGGCAAGAGUACUUCGACGAACAAUGGAUACCAGAACGGGAAUAGCAAUAAUCACGGCGAUUGUGAUACGAGUAGCACGCGACUGGAGUCUUCCAGCUGUGAAAUCGACGAAGAAGAUAUGGCCUUCCCAGAAUCAAGUAAUAAACCACGGAAGCCUCCGCUAGAAGUGGCGAUGGUCCAUGCCCAUGAAUUAGUGAGGUUUAUGUCGUUAGCUGAAGUCAGCUCGUGUGCCUUCGCUUCUGUCGAGGAGGUGCUCGAAUAGUGACCUCUCUUCGAUAUUUAUCCAUCCCUUCAGAUGCACUGAGUGCCGUACAACUGUUUCGAACCGUGCCAACCAACAAUCGACAGUUGUUAGAGGUCCGUUUCUUACAAGAGGAACAAGUACUUACUCCAUUUUGUAAAUUUUAAUUGUUCGUACUCGUGGGUGGAAAGGUACGGUUUUUGGCAAGAGGAUGGCGAUUUGUUUGGCAGUUGAAAAAUAUAUUUUUCUUAGAGAGACAAUAAAUCAGAAGCCGAAAAUGCUGAUUUGACUGGACUGUUGAUUAAAGAAUUUUUUGCAGGUUUUUGUUUUGUGAGUAAUGCAAUAUAUUUUCUUUUUAAAUUCCUGGAAGUAAAUUAAAUUACUAAAUGACCAGAAAUAAUACUGCGUUUGGAUAAAGUUUAGAAAGGGAUUUAUCCGAGUUCAAAAAGAAAAAAUAUUUGAGUUUUAAAUUCUCGAAUCUUUCUAUAAAACACCUAAAAAUUGCACACAAUUGUAUAAACGUCAAUUCAAGAUAUUUUGAAAUUGAAUGACUUUUUUGCAUACACAGUAGACUGGAUGUUGAGAAUUUUACUUGGUUUAAAAUUUUCCUUGGCUUUCUUGUUCACGAGAGGUAUUCAUGUUUGAUUGAAGUUGAUGAUGCCAUAUUCUUAUUUCCAUUCAAGAUAACACAAGUAGUUUCAUUCAGUUUUCUUCUCGUUUCAUUAGAUUCUAUCAGAAAUUUGGCAUUAUACCAAUUCAUGAUAUGUAUUGAUGGUGUUCGCCUUUUUUAUUCUGAAGGGUCCUAAAAAGUUGAUCAACAGAAUAAUAUCAAAAAGUGUCCAAAUUAGCAGAGCAUAUUUUAACAAGAGAUGGCACAUGUAGGGACAGUGUCAAAACUCAGAUGAUAGAACCCGAUGAAGAGAAAACCUAAAGAAAUGACUUGAUGGAGUUGUUCUAUGGUAUCGAAAUGAAGUGGAUUUAGUGAAAUAAAUUUAUUUUCCCAACAGAUAUAAGACGACAGGACACUGUAUCAUUUGAGAUUUCAGUUAAUGAAUCUUUUCGCUGAUAUAAAAAGGAGCAUUUUUGUCAGGUCCUAGUUAUUGUAAGGGGUACUGCUGAAUGAGUUUCAAGAUAUACAGGGUACAGCAAACAAACAUAAAACUCUUAUAACGUAAUCAGGAUGAUGUUUUGUUACAUAUUUUAGUUUUUUGAAGUAUAUGGGCACCAUUUUUUAAUGAGUCAUGCUAUUGACAAGUGUCAACAACCCAUCUAAAUUUUAUUCAAAUGCAGUAACAUUUCUAAUCAAACGUGGUAAUUUAUGCCAGGUAUAACUCGUGUACCUUCCUAAGAACAUUAUUCUGACAAAAAUUUGGGGUAUUCUAUAAAAUUUUUCAAAUUAUUUCCAAAUUUGUAAUAGUAUAAACUCAAAUCAGUUUAACAAAAUUAUAACUUGUAAAAAUAAAUUUGAAAUUUAUGGCCAAAAAAAUUACUAAGAUUGUUCAUAAAAAUUUAAUGGCAAAACUAACUGUAUCGCUAUUUUAUAUAUCUGUCUCAAAAGAAAAUGAGGAAAUUUUGCCUCACUUGCCGGUGAGUGUAUCUUUUAGGUUAGAAGUUAGUAUUUUGGAAGUUCUUGUCACUUUUUAAAGCAUAGCAUAUAUUCAAGUGGAUGGCCUUUCUAGGAAAAAUCAGUUUAUCUGAAUUCUGGAGACUUUGAGUUUUUUGAAAGUGUUCGUUUCAAUCCUUUUUUUGGGUUUUUAAUAAGUUCAUUUUGUUAUUCACUGUUUAUUAUAUUCAGAGAAUCGAAUCAUAGGCUGAUAUAUAAAUCCGCCAUAAAUAAUAUUAAUUGUUUCGCCUCUAAAUUGCUUAAAAAACAUCAGUCAAAAGUUUGGUUAUUCUAAAAGUAAUAGAUAUAGGCUAUGUCUUAGUCAUAGAUGAUUAGCUCACCGACUCUAUCUGGGCUACUACGUCAAUCGUAGGUUUUUGACUCUUCAUAAUCCUCGAGUUAUAUAAAAUAUACAUGUCUUUCGCAAUCAUUCCUGACAUGAACAAGUCAUCUGCAUUGAUAUUCGGUCAGCCUCUGCUUCUAAGCGCCGUAAAUAGGAGAACUUUCACAUCUUCAAAUGAUAAAAUUUCAUAAAUAUUACAUUUAGUAUGCACAAAAUGGAAUCUCCACUCCCUCAUCGAACAGGCUUAUUUCAGCCUCCCUUUGCAACAGAACGUAAAAGUUUCUCUAAUAAGUAACAUAAUUCAAAAUGCUGAUUAGUUAGAUUCUAGUACCUCUCGGUUAAUUUUUCAUUUUACUGUACUAUCUUUGUAGAUAUCAUACAGGUAAUGUUAAUAAUAUACUAUUCAUUUUCAAAAUGCUUGGAAACAUUUUGGAGAAAUCUGAUUUUAAUUUUUAUAGAAACAUUCAAAUUGAGAAUUCAAGAGUUUAUUGAACUUUUUUGAAGUAUAUUGUCGAAGGUGAGCUGCUCCAAUAUUUGUAAUCAGAAACACAAGUUGUCAUUAAACUUGUAUUACAUGUUUACAAGAAAAACGGAAAAUUCUUUGAAAAUUAUUAUUCAAAUUAGUAUUUCUUUUUACUUUUAACCAUUUUAAAUGUUAAUUUUUAUAUUUAGGGAUAUUCUGGAUUUCAUGAUUGAAGAGGUUCAUUUAUUUAAUCUGGUAGAGGUAUGUAGAAGAAAACACAUGCUCAAUGGAAAGAGGAAAUGAUAAAAGAGCCAAUAACAGUUAUAGAGAAAAGAACAAAAGCUAGAACACAAGUCAAUACCAAGAGUAGGUAAUUAUUCAAGGUGGUAGAGGAAUGUAGGAGAAUACAUUUGCUCAAAGGAAAAGAAGAGACAAAAAGCCAAUAACAGAUAGAGACAAAAGCUAAAAGACAGUUCAAUACAAAGAGUGGGUAAAUAAGGAAAAUUCAGAAAAAGAUUGACAAAAACUGACAUAUUAAUUAAUCAAAGUAGGAAGUGCAAAAGAGGCUGAGAAAGAUUUUACUACUUGAAAGUAUUACAUAUCUCUAACAAGAAAUAUAAAGAAGCUAGUAUAGUUUGUAAAGAUUAUUGGUACGUCUUGCAUCAGAAAAUUGAAAAUAACCCAUACCAAAAGUAAAUUAACUCAACUAUUGGUAAAGAACAAAUACAAAUACACAAUUAUUGUGUAUUCAUUAUUAUAAUGAAAAAUAAACAACAAAGAAUAAUACUGUUUGAAUUCUUCAUUUAGGGUUGAUGCGGUAACAUUUGAAAAAUAUUUCUAUUUUGAGAAAUGAAAAAAAUCAUGAAAAUCAAAUUUUUCCUAAACCUAAAUUCAGAAAGAGAGGUCUCCAGUAGUACUCCUGAAAGGUCCAUCACUGAAGUUGUGUUAUCUUAAUGGUUGUUUUCUGAAGAUUCAAUAAUAUAGUGGAGUUGCACUCAAAAUAAAGGUUUAUGAAUGUUUGAUAGUGGCUUGCAGUUGCGAUUUUAUCAGUUGUAGUAGUCUCCAACUAUCUAUGACUAAGGAAAAAAUAUUGUGACAACUUACGUACUUCAUUUGGGGGAGAAGGAUUGUUGAAGAAGGAAAAGGUCUAUUUUAUUUUUAUAACAAUUUUUUAUAAUCGAAAAAAUUCUACAAUCGAUCUUGUUCGUAGUUCUGGCGAAUGUCGAAAAAAUUAAUCAUUCAGGCGAAUUGUUUUCGAUCGAGAUACUCCUGUAGCAUUUUUAGUUUUUAGAUAUCAUGGUUGUAAGUACAUUAUCCGAAAUAGCCUCUUGUACUCCCAAUGGUUUGAGCAUUGUGAUAACACUUACGCGGAGAGGAAGUCAAGUGUUCUAUUUUGUUGAAUAUUUGUUAUUUAUGUUUUAUGCCGUUUUUUUAUUGUAGAUCUUGAUGCAUGAACUCAUAUAAAUAACAAACAUAUCGGAUUUAGUUGAUGUACAAUUUCGUUUUUAAUUUGGGCGUUCAUAACAAAUUCAUUGAGAAAAUAAUUAUUUGAGGUGUUUUUAUUAUUUGAUGUAGACCUACAAAUUUUUUAGUAUAGUCCAUUUGUAAAUAAGUUAUAUACAUAUGUUAUGAUUUAUUCAAUAAAAUACUAAUGAUUGUA